This is a messenger RNA of Mytilinidion resinicola, 1599 nucleotides long. RefSeq names its product acyl-CoA dehydrogenase family member 11. Gene Ontology annotation, molecular function: oxidoreductase activity, acting on the CH-CH group of donors; flavin adenine dinucleotide binding. The coding region runs from base 150 to 1508 and encodes 452 amino acids. Lineage: Eukaryota; Fungi; Ascomycota; Dothideomycetes; Mytilinidiales; Mytilinidiaceae. The record is from RefSeq and is a predicted model, not a curated record. The transcript has 2 exons.
CGGCCCCAGAUCUAUCACUCCAUACUCGAGCUAACCAUGGACCGAAAAAUACGCGCCUGUGGUGAUCAAAAGCAAUUGAGGUCUUUCCGUGCGAAGCCUCGUCUUUCUCAUACCUCCAAUUCACCUCCUUGAACCCAACCACCACCAUCAUGUCAUCAGAGUCGCUGAUGGACCACCCGGCUUUUGCCCGCACCCCGCCGUGGGUGAAGGCCAAGCUACGGCCCUUUGCUAUCGAGAAGAUCAAGCAAGUUUACGAGUGGGUCGAGACAGAAUGUAUACCCGCAGAGAGAAUCUUCAAAGCACAAAUAAAGGACAACCGAUGGAAGAACCCUCCGAUUAUCCACGAGUUGAGGCAAAAGGCAAAAGCACAGGGUCUCUUCAACCUUUUCCUGCCAAAUCACUUUAAGGAGAGUCCUGGUUUGACCAAUCUCGAGUACUCUUGCUGUGCCGAGAUCAUGGGAAAGGUGUACUGGGCUCCGCAGACAAUGAACUGCCACGCCCCUGAGACUGGAAACAUCGAGCUACUAGCCAAAUACUGCUCCCCGGAGCAAAAGAAGAAAUGGCUCGAACCCCUCAUGAAUGGCGAGAUGAGCUCGGCCUACUCCAUGACCGAGCCUGAUGUCGCCUCCUCCGACGCCACCAACAUCGCCUGCAGCAUGAAGAUCACAGACACCGAAGUCAUCAUCAAUGGCCGCAAGCUCUACGCCAAUUGCCAGUAUAACGAAGACCUGAACAUCUACAUCCUCAUGGGCUGCUCGGACCCCGAGAAUCCCAACCCCUGGAACCGCCACACAACCAUCGUCGUCCCAGCACGAACACCCGGUCUAAAACAGGUGCGGAACCUGACCAUCAUGGGCUUCGACUGUGCGCCCGAGGGCCACGGCGAGUACAUCUACGACAACGUGCGCGUGCCCAAGGAAAACAUCAUUCUAGGCCCCGGCCGCGCCUUCGAAAUCGCCCAAGGACGUCUUGGUCCCGGCCGCAUCCACCACUGCAUGCGGCUGAUUGGGCAAGCCGAGCGUGCCUACGAGCUCGCGCUCGUUCGGUGCAUCGAGCCCAGGAAGAAGCCGCGUGGGAAGCUCAUCGGCCAAUUCGACAGCAACAUCGAGCGGAUUGCGGACAUGCGCAUGACGAUUGACAGCAUGCGAUUAGUAGUGCUGAAUGCUGCCGACACGAUGGACUACGCCGGUAACAAGGCGGGCAAGUACGCCAUUGCACAGAGCAAGAUCCUUGUUCCGAAUGCGUUACUGAAGGUGAUCGAUGAGGCGAUGCAGAUGUAUGGUGGGCAGGGCCUUACGCAGCAUACUCCGCUACCGGAGAUUUGGACAUAUGCGCGAUUCGUGCGUGUCGCGGAUGGACCGGAUGCGGCGCACAGGCAUCAAGUGGGAAGGGACCAGAUGAAGACGGCGCAGGGUGUCCGGACGAGGUUUGAAGAGUACACGAGGAAGUAUCAGGAGCUGUGUAAGAAGUGGGAGUUGGAGCCAGAGGAGUUCUGGGGAAUUGUAUGAGAGCCGCGCCCCUAUUAAGAUUGACACGGAGUAGCGAAGAAAAGACAUAGAUUCUAUGUAGCAUCCAUCAACUACUCUAUUUUGAGACAGU